GUAUCCCAACUCAGUGACUUCUUGAAAUUCAGAAGUCUAUAUCAACCUGCUCGGGAGUAGAACAACGUGAGGAUUGGGAAAGUGAAGGGAUAUAUUGGUUAAAACUUUAAUUCUGGUGGGGAUUAAAAACAGUUUAAAUUGUGAAAAGUAUCUUUAAGAUAAAUAAUAAAAAACAAAAACAAUAACACUUUAAAAAUCGAAUACGAUUUAAACCUAGCUUAAACAUGAUCUUUAAAAACCAUGAUUUAGAAUUUGUGACUUGACGGCGAUUGUUUUUCGUGAAACUAAAAGGAUAUCUGGUUGACAUCGGCUUUACUUAUGAACUAACAAAUUUUAACAAAAAUAACCAUAGCGGAAACUCAGGUGUUUUUUGUUUCAAGCUAUUUCAUAUUUACUAUACAUGUAUUAUGGUAUGCCAUAGACGUAUGAAACAUUUCAACUCAAUGUGUCGUGGAUUUAUACCAUCCAUGUGGGUCAAGAUUCUAUUAUGUGUAUUCAUCACCCUGGUGUUGAUGCUCAACUUACAGACAAAUAUAAAAAGUAUCUUCGACAUAACAGAAUUUCUGAAGAUAAAUACUAAUAUAAAUAAACCCACGGCUAUAGAGUUCAGGAGCAUCGUCGAUGAUAAUCAACAAGAGAGUGAUGAACUUCACUUCCGGUCAAGUUCCAUGGAGAGUGACAAAUCAUGUCUACCUACUACGCGUGUGGUUUUUCUAAAGGUUCAUAAAACCGGAAGCUCUACCAUUGCCAAUUUAUUUCAACGAUUUGGUGUCACCCAUAAUUUAAAUUUUGCGGUUCCAAGAAAAUCCAAACAUGAAAAUGGAUAUAAUUAUAUUGGAAAACCUGGAGAGGCGAUAAGGAAGGAAUCGCUUUCGCCAAUUCCCGAUAAUCAAGUCUACGAUAUUCUGUGGAAUCACGUGGUUUAUGAUCGAACGGCUUUCCGCUCUGUGAUGCCUAACGACACUGUGUACAUAACCAUUAUUAGGGAACCAUUCGAUCAAUUUGUUUCUGCUUUCGAAUAUUUCAAAAUGUAUGGUAUCCAGCUUUUUAAAAAUAAUAUGGCGUCAAGUAUUUCUGCCAAUCCAAUAUCAACGUAUUUGAAAAAUAUCUCUAAAUCGGAAUCACCGCGGAAGAGUUUAAGCCAUAUUAGAAACAAAAUGGUUGCCGACUUAGGAAUGACUUUAACCCAAUUAGCAGAUCCAUAUAAAAGAAUGGACUUCCUACGGCAACUAAAUAAAGACUUUAAGCUCGUUAUGAUUAUGGAAUAUUUUGAUGAAUCUCUUAUUCUACUCCGGAGAUCUUUAUGCUGGACACAUAAAGAUAUUCUGUACUUCCCGAAAAACAAAAACAUAUUUCGUCCUCGGCGAAUUUUUGAUUUGGAGGAUCAUAAACGCCAUCGUGCUAUUUCGUUUGCGGAUUACGAACUUUAUGAUUUCUUUUAUAAAGAAUUCAAUAAAAAGAUUUUACGAGCCGGAGAUGAUAUAUUUGAAGAAGUGCGGUAUUUUAGACAUCUACAAAAAAUAGUUUGGGAUCAAUGCAUGAUGAAAAAACAUGUAAUUUUCCCACCAUCAAAAUGGGGUGCUUCGUUUCACGUAACCAAGGAAGAAUGUCAAAUGAUGCGAACCGGGGAACUCGCGUUUCUCGACUACAUAAUGAACAUAACCUCAGCUAAAUAUAUCCGAUUUUUAAAGGAAAAAAUGCCAGAGAAAUAAAAAGAAGAAAUAGUAGUUAUAUUAUAA
This is a messenger RNA of Patella vulgata (common limpet), 1739 nucleotides long. RefSeq names its product galactose-3-O-sulfotransferase 2. Gene Ontology annotation, biological process: glycolipid biosynthetic process. The transcript is spliced from 2 exons. The record is from RefSeq and is a predicted model, not a curated record. Lineage: Eukaryota; Metazoa; Mollusca; Gastropoda; Patellidae. The coding region runs from base 408 to 1712 and encodes 434 amino acids. Gene Ontology annotation, cellular component: membrane. Gene Ontology annotation, molecular function: galactosylceramide sulfotransferase activity.